Paramecium sonneborni is the source of this 1654-nucleotide messenger RNA. Lineage: Eukaryota; Ciliophora; Oligohymenophorea; Peniculida; Parameciidae. The record is from the annotation of a GenBank genome assembly.
AGCGAUAGUUAAAAGAAAUGGGUUGUUUACAACCAAAAUAGCAUACAAGAAUAGUACCAAUGUAAACUAGUCAUAAUGAUUCAGUAUUUACUUCAACAACAGACAUUCAUUCUCUUUACAAUUUUGGUAAAGUACUUGGAAUAGGUUCUUUUGGUAAGGUUGUUUAAGCAACAAUGAAAAAUAAUUCAAUGAAACAAUAUGCCAUUAAGAUUAUAGACAAAAACAAUCUUCAUGGAAAAGAAACUUAAUUGGCUAAUGAAAUAUAUACAUUAAAAAAAUUAGAUCAUCCAAACAUAAUUAAGUUUUAUGAAGUCUAUUAAAGUGAGAUAUAUAUUUAUAUAUGUAUGGAAUAUUGUGAAGGAGGUGAGUUAGUAGAAAGGAUAGCAAAACAACAAAUAAAUUUAACCGAACACUAAGUAUAAAGAAUAAUAUCAAAAGUAUUCAAUAUUCUUUAUUUAGAUAUGUUCAGCUAUUGUUUAUAUUCAUGAAAAAGGAAUAGUACAUAGAGAUAUAAAAGCAGAGAAUAUUUUAUUUACUGAAUAAAGUUUAUAUUCAGAGCCUAAAUUAAUUGAUUUUGGAUUUGCAAAUAAAUUUGAUAUUGUGCAUAGAAGAAGGAAAUUGAAAACUUUUAUAGGAACACCUUUAUAUAUGCCACCAGAAGUGAUAGAAGGAGAUUAUGAUGAAAAAUGUGAUGUUUGGAGUUUAGGGGUUCUUCUUUAUAGUCUUUUAUGUGGAUUUCCUCCAUUUGUUGGAUAAUCAAAAGAGAAAUUAUUUCAAAAUAUUAGAGUUAAAGAUAUUAAAUUUGAAUCUAAAGUUUGGAAUACUAUUUCAUAAGAAGCUAAGGAUUUACUUAGUUAAAUGCUUUCUAAAGAUCCUUAAUAAAGACUUUCUGCAAAAUAAUGUUUAGACCAUCCUUGGUUUUAAACAAAAUACAAUCCUUCUUUAUUACUUAUUGAUAAAAUGAAAAAUACAUAAAUAUAAUAAGAUCGUACUAUUUAUUAAAUGUUAAAAACUUAUAGAGGGGGAGCUAAAUUUAAAAAAGAAGUUACUAAAGUGCUAAUUAAUUAAAUGAAUGAAUCUGAAUUAUAACAUUUAAAACAGAUUUUUUCUAAAAUUGAUGUUGAUAAUUCAGGAACUAUCACUGUUGAAGAACUUAAAGCAGCAUUAAUAAAAGAAGGUUCAAUUGUUACUCAUUGGGAAAUUGAACAAUUAAUAUAAACAAUUAUUUUAGAAGAAGAUGAGGGCAUUUAAUUUACAGGAGAAUAAGAAGGUAAUUAAUUUUUGGAAAUUAAAUCUCCUAAACCAUUGAUGAUUAAAUAUACUGAUUUCUUAGCUGCUUGUAUUGAUUAAAGAAAAUUAUUCACUAGAGAGAGAGUAUUGUUCAAUAUAUUUAUAUUAGUUAUGGUCUUUGUUUAAAUAUUUCGACACUUUAAAUGUUGGCCAUAUUCAAAAAGAUGAUAUCAGAGAAGCAUUAGCUAGACAUGGCAGAUAAAUCUCGGAAAGUAAUCUAAACGAAAUGAUUAAUGAAAUCAAUCCUAAUAAUAAUAAUUAAAUUUCAUUUGAUGAAUUUUGUUAAAUGAUGUGUGAUUAAGGAAUAGAUAAAACUAUGAAUAUCAAAGAUGAAUUUAAAGAACCACCAUCAAGAGUAGAUUGA